AGAUGACCGUUACUAUCAAACUAUUGAAGAAACGUUUGAGUUUCGGUAUCGUGUGUUAGAUACCAUUCUUCACUGCGCUGCGGGCCUGUGGACGCUGGAGAAGCAGAUCAAGAUUGAUGAGGGGAUGGAGGGAUAUAUCUAUCUUGAUGAGGAUGAGAAUUUUGAUUAUAGUGAUCAGGAUCUUGAAUUCGCUCACGACAGGCCUUUUCCGCUGAAGGAGUUGACGAUCACGCAUCUUGCGGAUUAUGACGAUCCUAACCUCGCUCUCUCUGAGGCCUGGAAGACGAUAAUCUCUCUACCAAGUCUCGUCGACUUUAGGGUCUUUGUGACAACAGAAGAGUGCGAAGCUUCACCUGAGAGCACGAUUCACUAUGUUGAGAAGUACAAUUUCUUCGGCAACCUCCACAACACGUGGUUGUCGCCCAACAUCGCGGAUCAUUUGCGCGUACUGUCGUUAUACUUCAAAGACUACUGGGGCUGGUUUCCCAUCAUGGAUUUUCGAAACAUUGGCGAAGAUUCACCAUUCCCUCAACUCAAGGUUCUUGCGCUCGGGAACUACGUCUUUACUCAUGAGUGGCAGAUUGAGUGGUUUGCGAAGCUCGGCAAGGAGAAUGGGAGUGGAGGUCUGGUAGAGCUGUAUCUUGAUGAUUGUCCCAUUCUGUAUCACGCACGUCAGCUUCGUAUUGGAAAUGAUGGGUAUGCUGAUCAUACAGCUCAUACAGCAGGUGGAACAGGACGAGGAUGGAACCCUAUCAAACGCGACUUUCCCAUCCGAUGGCAUCAGAUCCUUUCCCAGUGGAAGGAUUCGAUGAAGGGGUUGAAGACCCUUCGCGUUGGCCAUGGAUGCUGGUGGGAUUGUCCAAAGGAUACUCGCCAAGCGAUUCUACAAGACCCCGAUUACAAAGACAUCGACUUACAAGCCAUGGACCAUCGACUCUCGCGAAACCAGCACCGGAACUUUGCUUACCCUCCCCCAACGGAGGAAGAAUACUGGGACAGGGAGAACACCUGGGUGUCUGAAAAGCAUAGAUAUGGGACAGGAAUCGACAACGAGAGAACGAGUCGGAUGCAGUAUAUUGAGUAUAACUGUGGUAUUGGGCCAUCGGCUUGGCUGGAGAAGAAUUCGCGGUAUGAUUGUGAUGAGAAGGGGUUUGCGCCGGAGAAGGGGACGUUGGAGAAGGAUAAUGCUGCGUGGGGGAUGAUUAUGGCUACUACUCGAGCGAGGCGAGAAGGCAGAGCUGGUUAAACCACGUACAGCCGGGUUUUCAGAGAUCACGCACCUACUUUCGUGCGCAUGGGAACAUUCAUCUGGAUUGUUCCUUGUCACCUGUUCACUUCAUAUGUCAGAUGUUAACCAGUAUGCUGUACUGUCACAUAUAAAGCAGAACAUGUCAUACUUCGUGAAGACGCGUUUUCUUUUGCGAAGUUCCAUGGGAGUCUUCAU
This is a messenger RNA of Fusarium oxysporum Fo47, 1444 nucleotides long. RefSeq lists its product as uncharacterized. The record is from RefSeq and is a predicted model, not a curated record. The transcript has a single exon. The coding region runs from base 125 to 1246 and encodes 373 amino acids. Lineage: Eukaryota; Fungi; Ascomycota; Sordariomycetes; Hypocreales; Nectriaceae.